AUCCAUAAAUAUAUCGCGGAAAAACAUCAUAAAUUUUCUCCCUAUCCAAAUUGGAAUUUUGUCGCGUGGGCCCACUGAUUCCAACACAUCUCUUACAAGAUUUAAUCAAUUUUAAUCCUGUCGUAAUUAAAGGUUAAUGCUAGGAAACUGUUGAGGGGUUUUAGCCGUCUUAGGGUUUUGGGUUUCCAUCUCCUACUAAAAUUCAACUAAUUUUCCUUUUCCCUCUUGAUUUAGGUUUUGAGGCGCCGCCCUUCUAUUUCUUUUGUAUAUAUUAUCACACUUUUCGGUUUAUUGUUAUUAUUAUUAUUUUCUCAAAUCAAAGUUUGUUAUAUACCAAUCUGCGAGAUUUAUUUGUUUGAAUUUGGGAAUUUGAUUCGAUCAGAAAUCAAAUUGGAUGCAACUGAGAUCACCGGAAAGAAGCAGGAUGAGUUUUCCGGAUCCCACACAACCCCCAAAUCCGUUCAUAUCCCCGCCGUAUUCCGGCGGCGACGCUGCUGCCGCAUACUGGCCGCCUUUCUGGGCAGGCUCCGAGCAGCAGCAGCAGCAGCAUCCCGAUUUGAUGCAGCAGUUCCACCAAUCCAAAAAGCCAAGAAUUUCCGAAAAAGCCCCAAAUUUCGCACCAUUCCAACCAAUGAAUCCCAGAAUCAAUCAAACAAACGUUCCCAAUCCUAAUCCCAAUCCCAUCAAUAAAGGGACCAGCCACAUAUUCUACAAAACUCGAAUUUGUGCCAAAUUCAUGGAGGGAAGCUGCAGGAACGGUGAGCAAUGCACAUUUGCUCACGGCGUUGAGGAUCUGCGCGAGCCGCCUCCGAAUUGGCAGGAGCUGAUCAGGGAGAAGGAGAGGGGCAAUGGCGGCGGAGGUUGGGGCGAUGAUCAGAGAAUGAUACACAGGAUGAAGAUAUGUAAGAAGUAUUACAAUGGUGAGGAGUGUCCCUACGGAGACAAGUGCAAUUUCUUGCACGAGCGGCCUUCGCCCCCAUUGAAGAAGCUCAAGGUUGACAUGCCGGGGCAGAGGGAGACCUCUGCUAUCAGCAUCGGAGUCACCGGAAACACCGGUGAACUCGAUCCGGCGGCGCCAGGGUGGAAGAUGAGGAUUUGCAGCAGAUGGGAGAUGGGGCAGUGCAACUAUGGUGAAAGAUGCCAUUUUGCUCAUGGUAACUCAGAAUUGAGAUUUUCUGGUUCGAUCGACGAAGGUGAAUCGGCAGCCGCUACAAAUGCAGUUUCUGCGGCGAGAAAAGUUGCCUCCGUUUGUGCGUUUCCCACAACUUCUGCAGCAGCAGCGGCUGCUGCAGCUCCGACAACCGGAGACGGGGAAGAAAAGAGGAUAUCGAAAUGGAAGCUGACGAAGAAGAUCAAUCGCAUUUACGCCGACUGGCUCGACGAUCUUACGCCGCCGCACCUCUCGCCAACCAAGGAGAUGACUUGAACUAAAAUCAUGUCAUAAAAACGACUUUCUCAACCCUCUACAAAAUUUUGUUAGUAAUUCUUUGCUUUUCUAUUGAUUGAUCUUCAAUUUGUAAGAUUCAAUAAUGUAUUAAGGAAUGCAAUUCGUUCCAAAUUGGUUACUCAAAUUCUCAUAUAUAUCUUUAUUCUUGUACAUCUUCGAAGACUAUACUCGAGUAUAUAGUCUUUUUAAUUUGAAUUUGUAAUGUACUGUUAUAAAUAUAUCUGUAUUUGUUUUAACUGUUCAA
This is a messenger RNA of Salvia miltiorrhiza (redroot sage), 1691 nucleotides long. RefSeq names its product zinc finger CCCH domain-containing protein 39. Gene Ontology annotation, molecular function: metal ion binding; mRNA binding. The record is from RefSeq and is a predicted model, not a curated record. Lineage: Eukaryota; Viridiplantae; Streptophyta; Magnoliopsida; Lamiales; Lamiaceae. The transcript is spliced from 3 exons. The coding region runs from base 395 to 1426 and encodes 343 amino acids.